Messenger RNA from Homalodisca vitripennis (glassy-winged sharpshooter), 906 nucleotides. RefSeq lists its product as uncharacterized. NCBI's taxonomy places the organism in Eukaryota, Metazoa, Arthropoda, Insecta, Hemiptera, Cicadellidae. Bases 124 to 669 code for a protein of 181 amino acids. The record is from RefSeq and is a predicted model, not a curated record. The transcript has 4 exons.
CUGAGGGCCAGGGUCAGCAGCCAGCAAACUGUACAGUCGCGGUGCAGUAUCAGUCAGUGACUAGACAGCCGCCUGCCGGGCCGGCCGCAGAGUACUGUGAAUCGUACAGUAGCUGUUAGUGACAUGGUGUUCCCGGACGGUGAUUCCUUCAAGCAGAGCCCCUCUAUGCCGGCUACCAUCAAUAUAGAAGAGGAGCUGAGUACAGGCAGCGAGAGAGGAGCCUGGUUCAUUCCUCGGCCUGCGCUGUGCCGCGACUCUACCACCUGCACGUGUAACACGCCUGACAGACAGGCGGCACGCUCUAUCCGCACUGUUAAUGAGUGGCUGAGUCCAGCCAGCACACCUUCUAGCAAGUCUAGUACACAGAGUGGUUCAUCAGGAACACUUCUGCUAACAGCAGCCAAUCUGGCCGCUCUGCGACUAGAGCAAGCACAUAUCCAGCAUGCAGCAGAGAAACCGUUGGACACUGUGUCCAUAGCGUCGUCUACACACUUCACGGUGGUCAACGGCAUGUCACGCAAGCCCCGGCAGACGACAGCAGACUGUUGCCGGACCUGCCACAAACAUCAGUUGACCGCUGUCGUCCUGACUAUGUGUGGUCUUUUCCUUGUCGGUCUAUGUCUCGCAGUCUACUUUAUUGACAUGAGAGCCCGGGGUACACUGAGCUGAACAAACGGCAGAAAUUAAAAUAAACAGUAUUAAAUAUUAAUAAAGACACCGGUGUCUUAUAUAUAUAUUUAUUGAACAAUAUAAAACUCUAUGUAUAUAAAUAAUGACUGUUAGUAAACAAGACACUGUGAUUUUCUGUAGACGUCAGUAGUAGACACCUAGUGUUGGUAGUGAAUGUAUUCUAUUGUGUAAUUGUGUUUGUGUCUGUUUGAUAUUAAACAACAUAAUUAUAAAAUC